CUCACUUCUCCCUUUACACAUUCAAAAUGGGCAAGGACGCUGGUUACGCUCCUGGUGACUCUGCCAAGGGUGCCAAGCUCUUCCAGACUCGCUGCGCUCAGUGCCACACCGUCGAGGCAGGUGGUGCCCACAAGGUCGGCCCUAACCUCCACGGUCUCUUCGGCCGUAAGACCGGUUCUUCCGAGGGUUACUCCUACACCGACGCCAACAAGCAGGCCGACGUCACCUGGGAUGAGAGCACUCUCUACCCCUACCUCGAGAACCCCAAGAAGUACAUCCCCGGUACCAAGAUGGCCUUCGGUGGUCUCAAGAAGGCCAAGGAGCGCAACGACCUCAUCACCUACCUCAAGGAGAGCACCGCUUAGAUGUUUUCAUCUAUGUGAAUCCUUCUAGAUCCCGAUCGAGAUGCGCGGGGUGGUCUCGAUUCUGCGCGCUGGAAACAGCCGGUCAUUCGGCCAUCUUGCCAUCGCGAUUGGGUCAUGUAACAUUACCAUCUGUUUACAUGCGAUAGACUUUGGGAUCUUCGUGCGAUGGAAGAAAAAGAGGAUGCUAUAGAGUCUUUUGCCUCCCUCGCGACCGCUGUCUACUACACAUAUUCCCGAUUGAUGUUUAUGGCUAUUUCUUUUUUAUUUUUUUUUCUUUUGUGACCGAUGGAAUGUCCAACUUGGUGUAUCAUGGUAUCCAUCUUCUGUGAGACUAUAAUGAAAUAAGAUCUCCUCUCAUGACGCCACGCGC
This is a messenger RNA of Aspergillus homomorphus CBS 101889, 735 nucleotides long. Its product is annotated as c-type cytochrome. Bases 27 to 365 code for a protein of 112 amino acids. NCBI's taxonomy places the organism in Eukaryota, Fungi, Ascomycota, Eurotiomycetes, Eurotiales, Aspergillaceae. The transcript is spliced from 5 exons. Gene Ontology annotation, biological process: mitochondrial electron transport, cytochrome c to oxygen; mitochondrial electron transport, ubiquinol to cytochrome c. The record is from RefSeq and is a predicted model, not a curated record. Gene Ontology annotation, cellular component: mitochondrial intermembrane space. Gene Ontology annotation, molecular function: electron transfer activity; heme binding.